AUGACACAUGCCAGCCCGACCUUGGCCCGGCGCAUGAGCUCCCAGGACGAUACGCAGCCUGAGGAGGACCUGCCGUCGCCGCUCACGACCCACAUCAUGAUGCCAUCCGGCUGCCACACGUCCUUCAUCUCGGUCACGACGCCGCAGCAUGGCGGCGAGAAGCGGCGCGGGAGCAUGCCCAUGCUGCCGUCGCCGCAGCAGGACGGCUGGUCAAACACGCCGCGCACCGAAGACGACCAGCACUUUGACCGAACGCUGCAGGAGCACAUGAAGGCGUGCGAGCGCACGCUGCCGCAGCUGGUGCUGCCCAUGGUCUCGCGCGUCGCGACGUGCAUCCCGCAGUUCGCCGAGUACGGCAACACGUUUGUGAGCUCGCGCAUGAUCUCGUGGACCGUGCGCAUCACGCUUGUCCAUAUCUUUAUCCUCGCGUCCAUCUUCAUCGUCCGACCGGAAAUGAAGCGCAAGAAGUACGGCGACAACGGCGCGACCUGCGACGCGUUCUUGGAUGGCAUCACGCUUACCGUGUACACGGGCUUGGCCAACAUUCUGCUCUGCCUCCCCGCGAUCCACAACCCUAGGUACCAGCUGUACACGCGUGAGAGCAAGAAGACGUGGCUGCUCACGUUUUGCGAGCUCCUCGUCAUGGCCGAGAUCCCGUAUUUGAUCGUCCAGAUUACCCUGCACGUCUCGGAAGGCAUUGCACAUGCGGCGUACGUGGGCUGCUUCCACGUGCGCGAUGACCCGACGGACAUUCCGCCGCCGUGGCCGUGGCUCAUCUGGUCCCUUCUCCUGACCGCCCUCGACGUGUACGUGUACGUCGCGUGCUGGUACCAGAUCACGCUCUUCAACCGCAUGCGCGACGUGGCGCUCGGACAGCGCAACAUCAUCCCUAGCUCCCUUCUCUUUACCUUCUCCAACCCCGACUGGCUCAACUGGGGUGCCCACGCCCGAGCCAUUCUGCGCGUCAAGGAAGGCCUGUACGAAGCCGCCAAGAAUGGCCAUGUGCCCGACCUACUUCUGCUUCUCGACGAAGCUGUCGCCCUCGACGGCCCGUGCUUCCACAUCAAGUGGUACUCGAACGGGCUGCGCUGCUUUGGUCAAGUGGCCAAGUCGGUGCGCAACCCCCUGCACGUUGCGGUCGUCAACGGCCGGCUGCCCGUCGUCCAGCUCCUUCUGGAGCGGGGCUUUGACCCGAACGCGCUCGAGAAGAUCCAGACCCUGAGCUUCCGCCUCUCGCACAUUUACGCCAAGAUCUUCAACGUGCUCAUCUUCCUGCGGAGCACGAACUUUGCCCGUGCGACAUCGACGAAUGCUCGGUACGGACCCAGCCAGCCGUGGGCACAGGUGCUCUUAGCGCCCUUGCACGUGGCCCUGAUCCACGCGGAUGCUGCGAUUGUCGAGACGCUCGUCAAGUACGGCGCUGACCCAAACCUCGUUGCGGUCUCCAACCAACGCAAGUACAAGACGCCACCACUCUACUACGCUGAAUGUCCCAACUGCCUGCGGGCGCUGAUGCGUGCCGGCGCCAACCAUCUGCACAUUCCUGGGAACGGGUUUUACCUCACGGCGUACGAGGUCAUCGUGCUCAACGGGCACUUCAGCCUCGCCAACACGCUUGUCGAGUGGGGCGGGGACAUUGCGCUGACGCCAAUGCACCUCGCGGCGGCCAACGGCGACUGGCGCACAGUCGGCCACUUCUUGGACGGAGGCGUCGACCCGGAUAUCCUCGGCGAGAAUUCUUGCGGGCGCUUUCACCGCACGCCACUGCAUUGGGCGGCGAUGCGUGGCCAGCUCCGCGUCGUCAAGCUGCUCUUGGCUCACUGCAAGGAAGAUCCGAGCGACACGCUGGGCAUGACGCCCCUCGCGUGGGCCGCAAUCUACAACCACUACGAUGUAGUCGAGGCCCUCUUGCUGGCCGAAGCCGACCCCAACAUGGUGGACAUUUACGGGCGGUCGCUCGUCCAUCUCCUCGGGCAUUACGAGACGGUCAAGAACCAGCCGAUGGACAAGGCGUUCGAGGGCUCGCCUCGGCAGCAGCAUCUCGAACACACGCCGCGGGGUCGGAUUUUGUAUCUCUUGCGUGCAUAUGGCGCCAAGAUCCAUGCCAAAAUGAGCACAACGGGCGAAACUGCGCUGCACUUGGCGCUCAAGCGGGGCAACGUCAAGACCGCACGUAUCCUUGUCCAGAUGGGGCUCGAUGUGAUUGCUAUCGACAACGCCGGCAUACGCGCGCUCGACUGCGCGUCGUCGACCGCGAUCCAGUACGAAAUCAAAAAAGCCGCGGGCCAACGCGACGUCAUGAUCAGCUACUGCCAUUCGCACGCGAGUUUUGCCAACAAGAUUCGCAGCUCGCUCGAAGCGCAGUUUAUUACAACGUGGAUCGACCAGAUGAACCCGACGGGCAUCAGCGGCGGCUCCGAGUGGCGUGAAGAGAUCGCGCGCGGUAUCGUUGGCGCCUCGGUCGUCCUCGCGAUCCUUAGCGAAGACUACCCCGCGUCGCAGUGGUGCAUGAAGGAGCUCGCCUUCGCCAAGCAGCACAACAUUCCAGUCGUUGGCAUCACCUGUGGCCGCGUCGUCAUUGGGGACGAGCUCGAAGUGUACCUCUGGACGCGCCAGCUCGUGGACUUUCGACCGGCGAUUACGGCCAAGUUUCGCAGCGGCAACGCCGUGCGCUUCGACUACAACGAGGCCAAGUACGAGGUGCAGCUCGGGUUGCUUCUCGACGGUCUCCGCGACGAGAUUGAAGAGCGGCGCGUCGAGCCGACGAUCGACGUCCUGCGGCAGUCGAAUGCGAGCGGUCACUCGAGCUGCGCGGUCUCGCAGCACUCGGGCGUCGCGCCGAGGACCACCACCUACGUCUUGCUCGUGCACGGCGACUGCCACAAGCCGUUUGCGAGUACGCUCAAGGCCGAGCUUGCGACCGCCGGCGUCGACUGCAAGAUCGACGGCCCGUGUCCCCAGCGCCAAGUGGUCAUGAAGGACGCGAUCUUGGACCCGCGCUGCCUCGCCGUCAUCGUCGUGCUCUCGCACCUCUCGACCAAGAGUGAGGCGCUGCGGGACACGCUCGCCUUUGCCGAGAACCGCAACAAGCCCAUCGUCCCGAUCAUGCUCUCGCUCCAGGCGCUCGACAAUGCGCUCGUCUACUCGCUCUCGCGGACGGCCAUCCACCACUUCAACGAGUCGAUCGGGUUCCGCCAGAGCCUCGAGCGCCUCUUGCCACACGUGCGCCAGCUCCAGCUCAAGCAAGAGGGGCCUUCAAGCAGCGCGCUGCCGACGACGCCGCCACCGCCGCUACCGGUGCCUGGCUCGAGCAAGACGCUGCGGCGGUUCCUCCGUCGCCUCAACACGCAAGAGAGCGAGCUCGAGAGCAUCGUCGACGUCAUGCCAAGCCCGACCGAGUCGCUCCGCAGCCACCAUUCGGCGCUAUAG
Messenger RNA from Saprolegnia diclina VS20, 3429 nucleotides. RefSeq lists its product as hypothetical. Gene Ontology annotation, biological process: signal transduction. Bases 1 to 3429 code for a protein of 1142 amino acids. The record is from RefSeq and is a predicted model, not a curated record. Gene Ontology annotation, molecular function: protein binding. NCBI's taxonomy places the organism in Eukaryota, Oomycota, Saprolegniomycetes, Saprolegniales, Saprolegniaceae. The transcript has 14 exons.